AUGUCAAAUUAUAAUAAUUAUAAUAAUAAUAAUAACAACAAUGGUAGUAGUCUACCACAUUCAAAUUCAUACAAUGCAUUAAAUCAAUUAGCAAGCUCAUCUUCAUCCUCUUUUACUAAUAAUAAUAAUAAUAAUAAUAAUAAUAAUAUGACUACUAGUAGUAGUAGUAGUGGAAGUAGUUUAUUAUCUUUAAUUCCACCAUCAUUAAUCAAACAAUAUGAUAAUGAAGUGGUACAGAUGUUUGAGAGAAACAUGCCUGAUCAAAUGAAAACAAUAGAAUCAAAUACAAGAUAUGAAAUCGAAGAAAAGAAAAGACAACUUAGAAGAUUAAUAGGUAAUAAAUAUAGAGAUUUAGUAGAAGGAUCAGAUUCAAUUGUAAAGAUGAAAAAAUCAUGUCAAUCAAUACAAGAUAAUAUAAAACAGAUGCAAUCGGGGCUAAAGUCAUUCAGUGAGCGACGUCUACGGAACAAUCAGGUCAUGCUGGAAUCAUCGACAUCGACAACAACCUCGUCGUCGUCGAUGGAAUCUGGCAAUCUUAAUAUAGCGAUCAUUUCAAAGUAUGCCAAGUUCCUCAUUGAGAUCAGUGAGAGAAUAUGGCGUGCCAUCGAUCAGAACGAAUUCUUUGAGGCUGAAGUACAGUUCCUCAAAGCGAAAUACAUCUACUCGCAGCUCACCACCAGUGGCCAGCUAGUCAUCGAACGACUGCCAAUCGUCUACAAUCACUGGCAAACCAUAGAGCAAUUCCCAUCGAAAACAAUUCAAAGUGCACGUGACUUUCUUAAGAAACAACAUAAUACAAGCAAUAACAACACUAGCAACAGCAACAACAACAACAACAGUAACAGCAGCAACAUAUCAAUUGAACAAUAUAUAGGAGCACUUUCCACAUUGAUUCUCUUUGAUAACUAUACUAUCAAUCAAACGAUGAAUGAGUUUCUACAUAUUAGAUUGUCACAGCUCGUCAAUCAGUUGGAUCGUGCCAUCAAACUAGAGUAUCCAACAAAGUUAAGUAUACAUAAAGCGUUGGAGUCGAUCAAGACAACGAUAUUUUUACUCGCCAGUCGGCUGUCGGCGAUGCAGCAGGAAGACAAAGACUACUCAGAGUAUCUCUGGUCGUAUCACGACGAUCCCGUAAAAUCGAUAAAGAACAAAACCAAUGGAAUCACACCGGUUGCCGAAGCAUUCCUUUCGCAUCUCUCACAGCUCUAUACCAGUUGUAUCGGUGACUUUCUCAACUUGUUCCCCGCCGACAAGGAACUAGUGACAGUGUCGUCAAGCGGUAACUCGUCGUCGUCGUCGGUUGGUGGUGUCACUACACUGACAUCACCCACCAACAGUAGUAAGAUACUCUCAAAGAAACAACAACAAUCUCAUGCCAAAUCGAUAGUAGAGCGUUACGAGAUGAAAGAGAACGAACUAAGAGAGUUUAUGAGAAAAUCAUUCUACAAUUCCAUUCGGUUAUUCUGUCAAAACAAUCAACGAUCAAUUAAAUCAUUGUAUCAAAAUAAUAUAAAUAACAAUAACAAUAAUAAUAAUAGUAAUAAUAAUAUUAAUAAUGGUAACAAAACAUCAUCGUCAGCAUUACAAGAAUUACUAUUCAUAUCAAAACUAUCGAAAUUAUUCUAUAAGCAUAUACUAGUGAAUCCUAAUCAAUUCUUAGUACCAUCAACAAAUACAAAUACAUCACCAUCCUCUAUUACAAAUAGAUUAACAACAACAACAACAUCAUCAUUAUCACCAAAUUUUAAUAACAAUAAUAAUAAUAAUAAUAAUAUUGAAUCAUUAACAAACAAAGUAGUUGAUUAUCUUAAAGAAGUAUAUUAUAUUGGAUUCAUUGUAUGGAUAGAAUCGAUAUUACCAACACACUGUACAUCAUUACAACAAAGAUUAAACAAUGAAUCAUGGGAUAACUCACAACAAUUAACAAGAUCAUGGGAGAAACAUUUGAUUCAAGAUGAUAACAACAGUACUGGUAGAACACAAAUUUACAUGCCAUAUCAACCAUCACAUUUUAUACUAUCUUUACUCUUUGAACUCUCAUUAGAGACUAAUAAGAUUAGUUUUAAUACUCUUGAUAAGAAUAUACAAAGAUAUCUAUCUAUAUCAUUGGCAAAUAAGAUCUAUAAGAUUAUCAAUAGUUUUCUGAGUGAGAAAGCAUCAAACUUUAUUACAAUAUGUAAAGAAGGUUAUCUUCAACUAUAUUUGGAUAUGAAGUAUCUCAAUGUUGUACUCUUUGGCAAUAAGAAACUACAGCCAAUUAAAGAUAACACAUUCAAUACUUCAAAAUCAUAUUAUUAUAAUAAUAUUGCAACAACGACAGGUGCUAGUGUACCAACACUUACUUCACCAGCAUCGACAACCACACCAACAACGACAACAACAACAACAGAACCAGAAAUGAAAACAAUGUCAGAUGUUAUAAAUUUACUCGAAGAAAAGAUCGAUCCAAUUGAUCUUAUAUUAUAUAAAGAAUAUGUAAAUAAGUUUGUGGAAACAUCUUAUAACAAAACAACAACAUUGUUUGGUGGUUUCACCAAGGUGCAUAGGUCAAUAAUCAAGAGUGAUAAUUCUUUGGAAUCAUUAAAUAUAUCUAUGUUAUAA
Heterostelium album PN500 is the source of this 2601-nucleotide messenger RNA. It is a transcript of the gene cog1, whose product is annotated as COG1/VPS51 family protein. The record is from RefSeq and is a predicted model, not a curated record. Gene Ontology annotation, biological process: intra-Golgi vesicle-mediated transport. Bases 1 to 2601 code for a protein of 866 amino acids. The transcript is spliced from 7 exons. Gene Ontology annotation, cellular component: Golgi apparatus; COG complex. NCBI's taxonomy places the organism in Eukaryota, Evosea, Eumycetozoa, Acytosteliales, Acytosteliaceae.